AUGUUCCAAAGGACUUUUUUCAGACAGGCGCAGGCAGCCAAGUCCGCCCUCUCCGUUCGCGUCACAUCCACCACACCUCUGGCCGUCCGGCGCACGUCACAAUUGCAGCCUCAGCUCCAGACUAUCCGGCCCAUCGUUCGCCAGCCAGCCUACCGCUUCUAUUCCACAGAGAACAAAUCUGAGGGCGCUCCGAAUUCCGAAGCAAAGGAGAAUGAAGCUGCCGAGGACUCUGCCGAGGAGGCCCUCCGCAAGGAGCUCGAGAAGAAGCAGAAGGAGAUUGUUGAUCUGAAGGAUAAAUACGUCCGUUCCGUCGCAGACUUCCUCAAUCUGCAAGAGCGUACCAAGCGUGACAUGGAGAAUGCCCGCAACUUCGCCAUCCAGCGCUUCGCCAUCGAUCUGCUGGAGAGCAUUGACAACUUUGACCGUGCCCUCCUUGCCGUUCCCCGAGAGAAGCUGGAUGCGACUCUCACCGAGCACAACAAGGACAUGCUGGAUCUGGUUGAUGGUCUGAAGAUGACACAGAACAUCCUCAUGAACACCCUGCAGAAGCACGGCCUGGAGCGCUUCGACCCCAGCGAGCCCGCUGAGGAUGGCAAGCCCCAGAAGUUCGACCCCAACUACCACGAGGCCACCUUCAUGACCAAGGCCGAAGGCAAGGAGGAUGGCGAGAUCAUCCACACCCAGACCAAGGGCUUCAAGCUCAACGGUAGAGUUCUAAGAGCUGCCAAGGUCGGUGUUGUCAAGAACAACUAG
Messenger RNA from Aspergillus clavatus NRRL 1, 753 nucleotides. RefSeq names its product mitochondrial nucleotide exchange factor MGE1 (gene grpE). Gene Ontology annotation, biological process: protein import into mitochondrial matrix; protein folding. The record is from RefSeq and is a predicted model, not a curated record. Gene Ontology annotation, cellular component: PAM complex, Tim23 associated import motor. Bases 1 to 753 code for a protein of 250 amino acids. NCBI's taxonomy places the organism in Eukaryota, Fungi, Ascomycota, Eurotiomycetes, Eurotiales, Aspergillaceae. Gene Ontology annotation, molecular function: protein homodimerization activity; protein-folding chaperone binding; adenyl-nucleotide exchange factor activity. The transcript has 3 exons.